Molecule: messenger RNA, 808 nt
Organism: Penaeus monodon (black tiger shrimp)
Lineage: Eukaryota; Metazoa; Arthropoda; Malacostraca; Decapoda; Penaeidae
Exons: 3
Coding region: 401-742 (113 amino acids)
Source: RefSeq, a predicted model, not a curated record
CUUGGUUAUACGAAUCUCUGUGAUAAGGGCGCGAUUAGAUAUGCAUUAUCAGCCAUGUAACACUUUCCUGGAACAUUUUUUUGUUCAAAAUGCCGUCCUUUUCAGUCGCAUUCGAACAUAGCUCCACACAAGCGGUGUUUUUACCCCUCCGUUACCCCCCUGUGUUAUUUUUUUUAAGUGAUGCAAAUAAAGGUGCGGGUAGGGUUUUGUUAAAGAUAAGCUAACGAGACUACCGAGAGAGAGGGAGAGAGAGAUAGAAAAAGAGAAAAAGAGGUAAUACUAUCUGUAUUCAGUGCAAUUGCAAGUGCUGUGACUAAAGUGCGUAAGUGUUGACGCUGUUCUUUCUUUGUUGUCCUUUUUGAGGAAGUAAAAGUGGAAAAAAAAUCUGUCAACUCCUGGCAUGGAUUUUGAGCAGUGUAGCGUGACUGACCUGCACGCCACCAUGGAUCUGGAGUUCUACGCUGACUAUGACAAAGUCAACGCCAGGAUGUCUGCCAAGAAGAAGGUCAAGUUUUCCUUGGAGCUGCCAGGUCUGGUCAAGAAUGAGCCUGUUGACCCUGCCUAUGACGCAGGCCUUGACCCCGCCGCUGACCCCCACACCGUGCCCUCCGCCAGUGGCAGAGCCCAUCCCGCUAUGCAGAAAGUGCCCGACAUUGCCGACCUCUCCGACCCCGAGUCAUCGCUAGGUGAGUGUUGGAGUGUCUUUUAUGUUACAGAUGUUUGCUGGUGUACACACAUAUAGACACACACGCGCUCACUCACUUAUCCGUCUACUUACUAAGACCUUAAAUGGGGAACAUAAAGUUUA